UCCCAGGCACCUGCUGUGUGCUCUGCUGGCUGCACCAUUAGUCCCCACGCAGCCCUGCUGAAAGGAACCAUUAUCCCCACUUUAGCCAGGAGCUCAGCUGAGGCCCAGAGGGGUGAUGUCACACAGCAACCCGGUCCACAGCUCCCUCCUUCCUCAGGACCCUGGUCCUGUGCGCCAGCCAGGUCUUCAUCCGUCCCCCAGGGAUCUCCCUGUCCCGCCUGGACCCCUGGUAAGGAGGAGUCUGCCCACAGGCCCAACUCCGCAGCUGUGAAUGCCUCCCUUGUGUUUGGGGGCCACGUCCCGGGCCCCUCUGCCCGUGAAGUCCUCUGGACCCUGUACCACUCAGUGAAGGCCGCAGGGUGGAUGCUAGGGAACCUGUCCUUGGAUGAGAGCAGCCUCGCCUCGGAUGGGUCCAACCUGACUGACCUGGCCCUGGAGACCCUCAGCAUCCAUCUCACAGCCAUGGAGCCCUUCCAUCCCCUGCUCCUCCUGCCCGGCUCUGCCCCCUUUGUCCUGCUGGAAAAGAAGAUCCUCCCACAGGUCACGGCCGUGGUGGCAGAAUUCUAUUCAGCGCAUCCCCAGGAGGGCCCCCUGCUCCUCUUCAGUAACACGGACCAGUGGGUGGGCGUUUACAUCGAAUACAAGUUUCAGACCCCCGUAGGUACCCACCUCCCUGGCUUGGCCAAUUUCCUGGCCCAGAGCAUAAUGGAUCCUGCUGUCCAGAAAUCCAGCAUCAUGGCCAACGGUCAGCCUGACACCUCCAUCCCCUGCUAUGCUAUGGCACUCAUCCUCCUGGGUCUCCUGUUUAUUGCGCUGGUCCUGGUGUGGAAGCGGAAGACCUGCUUUGGCGUGUCCAGCCAGACACGGUGCCCCUUCCUGCUGUUGCUCCUCCAGUGAAGCCAAAUUCCAGACCUCUCCUCCUGCCCCAACCUGCUCCCAGCCUUCCAGAGUCAGCGCUCAGCCCUGAGAAGCAGAGCCAGAGCAGAAAGGCCCUAGCCUGAGGUCCCCACAGCACGGGGGGCUUCCUCCCUUCCAGCUCCGCCAAGGACUAGACUCCGAGGGAGCGCCAGAGGUGGGCUGGGGGGAAGAGCACUCACCGCCCCCGCCAGGGAGACCAGCGCGCAUCAGCCACAGCAGCCGCCUCCACGCAAGGUCUGGGAAAACCCUCCAGGUCACCGUCAUGCUCAGGUCAGGCCCUGAGGAGUGGAACAUGGCAAGACGGAGGCUGCAGAAGAUGCGGGAAGGGGAACAGAGCUGGCUUCCUUGCACCUGGCCCGACACGGUAGUGGGGCUAGAGGUAUUACUGGCCUCAAGACAAACUGUGGUUGUUUAGGGUAUGGAAAAUUAAAUAACAGGAGCAAUCAGAA
This is a messenger RNA of Bubalus bubalis (water buffalo), 1367 nucleotides long. Its product is annotated as taste receptor cell protein 1-like. The record is from RefSeq and is a predicted model, not a curated record. NCBI's taxonomy places the organism in Eukaryota, Metazoa, Chordata, Mammalia, Artiodactyla, Bovidae. The transcript has 7 exons. The coding region runs from base 364 to 897 and encodes 177 amino acids.